GCGCGCGGCCGUUCGCCAUGGCGGGCCCGUACCUGUCGCCCCUCGGGCCCCAGGCCGAUCUGCUCACCGAAUACAUGUUCGGUCGUCGUCGUCAGGUCAGUAGACGCAAUCGGACCACAUUCACGCCGCAACAGCUUCAGGAAUUGGAAUCCCUCUUCCAGAAAACGCAUUAUCCCGAUGUUUUCCUGCGAGAGGAAGUCGCGCUUCGGAUAUCGCUCUCGGAAGCACGUGUUCAGGUAUGGUUUCAAAACAGACGGGCAAAGUGGAGAAAGCAAGCUCGGUUACAAUUGCUGCAGGACGCGUGGAGAAUGCGAUGCUUGGGUUUAGGAAGCGCCACGCCGCUGCUGCUGGGCCGGCCGCAUCCCAUGAGUCCCAGCGGCCUCGAGAGGACCACCACCGACGGGUCCUCGACUUCGCCGUUGUCCUCGUCGGCCCUCGCGGGCUCGCCGACCACGAGCGACAAGUUACCCGAGACCGGCGGCUCCGUGCCGGUCUGCAGGGACUUCAGAAUCCUGCCUCCACCGCCGCCUGGUUACUCGGUACCUUGCGACAAGUCGCCCGACAGGAUAAAGUGUCGAUGCGCCACGCCACCCAGGAUCUGCGCGAGUCCUGUGGAUCGCAGCGAUGUCCUGACGAGAGAGCGACCGCAGGAGGCCGAGAUGGACCUCACACUCAAAGGUCACCAUCACGCGUCCGCCAGGCACUCGCAGAUCACUACACUCCUCCACCAUCUGCCGAGCAACCCUCAGCAGGACGUCGCACAAAGCAUAGAUGAACCCUUGGACGUCACUCUGAACAGCAGCAAGAAUAACUGAAAUCAAGACGAGUUUAAAUAAAGGUGAAUUAAACGUUUCAAACAACGCGAAGACGAUCCGCCAUCAGCGACUUUUAUUACUUGCAAAAGUUUUAAAAUCUUUUUUAUUUUCUUUAUUAUCUUUACUUUUAUUUGCCUUUGUGUUAAAUCUUGUAAUAAUAUAAUUUAUUUUGACCUUUGUACGAAUUUAAGGGUUGCGAUGAGAAAACUUUUUGGCGGAUAUUUAACGUACUCAAAAUAUAACGAGUGCCGUCUUUUCGCGCAUGGCUAUAACAUUGGGGUGCGUAAUGCUGUGUUAUAAUGAUUGAGAAUGAAGUAUUUUUAAAGCACAAUAUUGUAUAACAAUGAUUAGAUUCAAUAAUUAGGCGAUCAAAUACCUUCCAAGAGAUAUUCGAAUCUGAAAGUACACAUAAGUUUCAUAUAAAAAUGCAGACUUUGACGUAACUUUCAUGAUCAUAUUACAUUAAGUUCCUCUUUUAAUAUCAGUUUCAUUGUAGGUAAUCGUAAAGAUUAAUCUUAAUUUUAAUUCUGAAAUCAGCAUGAUUUGAUUUUAAUUAUAAUUACAAGCUUUUUUCAACUGUUUUAUUAUUAUAAAUAGAUUCAUUAAUUAUCUGUUUCAUGAGUCAUACUCAUACUCCACGCAAUAAAAGACUUUCAGUCUUUCAGCAAUUGACAAAUUUGUAGUUAAAUAUAAAAAAUUGAUUAAGUUUCGCCAAAUGUCGUAGGAUUACUGUCACUCGUGAAGAGAGAUCAGUAAUAAAUAUUUCUUACAUAAAAAAAUAUAUAUACAUGAAAAAGAUUGAGCAAUAAGAGUGCAAAUGAUCUCUAUUCGAUUAGAACUUCGUAGUCGACUCGGGUUCGCGAAAUCGCGAUUGCAACAUCCGCCAAAGCUGUGAGCCAUGUGACGUUUUAUUUAUUCUUCGUGCAUUAUACAUAUAUCUCUACCUGUAAAAACAAUUUUCGGGAAGUUAGGCGAGCGAGCGAGAUUUUGCGGCGAAAUGCAUUUCUGUAUAAUAAAGUAGUAGCUUCGAUCGACGCGUUCUUGACGUCGACAUCGACUAGUCGAGAGGGUGGAUCUAUCGAGCAUCGAAGCGCAUGUAUCAUAUAUAGAUGCGCAAAUUAAUUCGGUGCAUUUUUUGAAGAAACUGAGCCCUUAUUUACUUUCCUUUUUUUCGAGAGGAAGAUUCGUCAGCUGCCCGAUAGAUCGGGAAGAAUAUUCAAAAAUGAUGGCGCGUAUUGACAUGUUUAUUAUUUUUUUCGUAAAUAAGGAUCAAUUUCUUCAAAAAUAGCUUUUUCUUCUUUUUUUCACUUAAUUUCUUCAAUUAAUUUGCGCACCUAAUAUUUACGAGACCUAUGAUGUAAGAUACCGCCACGCGUAAUUUGUAUGUACGAUUAUAAAUAUCGUUUGCGGAUCCAGACGACGUAGAAUGCGUCCGCAUCUUCCAUUUCGCGUCUGCGUCUGUAUGACGUGACGACUGAGAGCGAGAAGAGCUUCACUGAGAGCGAUUCCUUCAGUUGUUACGCUAGAGUUUUUGAUAAGAAACGCGAGUACACAUGUUUUAACGCUGUACAUAUAUAGAUCCUGCAUAUAAUGAAUUUAUAUAUAAAUAAAUAAAUGACUAAAUAUACAGGGUGUUUC
Molecule: messenger RNA, 2453 nt
Organism: Ooceraea biroi (clonal raider ant)
Lineage: Eukaryota; Metazoa; Arthropoda; Insecta; Hymenoptera; Formicidae
Product: homeobox protein orthopedia
Biological process (GO): regulation of transcription by RNA polymerase II
Molecular function (GO): RNA polymerase II transcription regulatory region sequence-specific DNA binding; DNA-binding transcription factor activity, RNA polymerase II-specific
Source: RefSeq, a predicted model, not a curated record